Messenger RNA from Cajanus cajan (pigeon pea), 1893 nucleotides. Its product is annotated as thylakoidal processing peptidase 1, chloroplastic. The record is from RefSeq and is a predicted model, not a curated record. Gene Ontology annotation, biological process: thylakoid membrane organization. Gene Ontology annotation, cellular component: chloroplast thylakoid membrane. Gene Ontology annotation, molecular function: serine-type endopeptidase activity. Lineage: Eukaryota; Viridiplantae; Streptophyta; Magnoliopsida; Fabales; Fabaceae.
UGGUUUCCAUUUGGGUUUUGGGUUCCUUCCUUCACAGUACACACUUUCUCAUUCUCUCUCUUCCGCUCUUCAGGGGAUCGCUUCGCCGGCGACUCCCUCCGUCGCCGUCCUCUCCACCCUUCGAUUCAACCUUCUCCACGUCGCUCCACCGAUUCCCUCUCUCAAAAUGCAGCGCGUGGCUUGCUAGGGUUUCGCCACUCCCGAAUCCGACGCCCCAAAGGCACCCUGUACCUUUUCUUCCUCCGCUUAAUCAACUUCAUAGUCAUGGCUAUCCGCGUCACCUUCUCCUUCUCGGGCUACGUCGCCCAGAAUCUCGUCUCCUCCGCCGGCGUGCGCGUCGCCAACUCGCGAUGCGUCCAAGAAUGCUGGAUCCGCUCGCGCCUCUUCGGCGCCGCCCAGAAGCCGGAUCUCGAUUCUUCCGCCGGCGGAGUCCGCAAUUUCGCCAGGCCCAGGCCCAGGCCCAACGCCUGCUGGGCCGGGUCCACUUAUUCGACCCUUGCCGGGGACUUGGUCGGCGACGGGUGCAAGAGCCCAAUUAUCGUGGGCCUGAUUUCGCUGGUGAAGUCAACGGCGGGUGUUUCUGGGUCAUCCGCGGCGGCUACGGGCGUUUUGGGUAUUUCGCCCUUUAAAACGACCUCGAUCAUUCCCUUCUUGGCCGGUUCCAAGUGGCUUCCUUGCAACGAGUCCGUUCCUGAUCCCACCACGUGGGAGGUGGAUAAAGGUGGCACGCCACACGUGGUUUCCAACGCCGAUUCCAGCUUUGGGAAAAGUAGUUGGCUUUCGCGCUUGCUCAACGUCUGUUCCGAAGACGCAAAAGCUGCGUUCACUGCCGUUACCGUUAGUUUGCUCUUUAAGUCCUCCUUGGCUGAACCUAGGUCCAUUCCCUCCUCUUCUAUGUACCCUACUCUUGAAGUGGGUGACCGUGUUUUAACCGAAAAGGUUUCGUUCUUGUUCAGAAAGCCUGAUGUUUCGGAUAUUGUGAUUUUCAAAGCGCCUCCUUGUUUGGAGGAGUUUGGCUUUAGUUCGUCUGAUGUAUUUAUAAAGAGGAUUGUGGCUAAGGCUGGCGACACUGUUGAGGUUUCUGAUGGGAAACUGCUGGUAAAUGGUGUUGCUGAAGAACAGGAAUUUGUGUUGGAGCCUCUUGCGUAUGAGAUGGAUCCAAUGGUUGUGCCAGAAGGAUAUGUGUUUGUUAUGGGAGACAAUCGGAACCACAGCUUUGAUUCUCAUAUCUGGGGUCCCCUCCCAGUGGAGAACAUUGUUGGUAGGUCCAUGUUUCGUUACUGGCCUCCAUCCAAAGUAUCUGACACUGAUGCCCUUCGUAAACUCCCACCUGGGAACAAUCCUGUUGCAAUUUCUUGACAUGAUUCCCGCUAUUUUCUGAGGGAAACAAAAUGUUCCAGAUACUUCAUUUGCUCUACAUGGAUCGCUUCUGCCCGGAAGUGAGUUACCAUUCAAAGAUUCUCUAAGAAGAGCCAGCUUGGGCUGUGUUUGCAUACUGUUUGGGAUGAAUAUCUUAUUCAUUGAUACGAAUUUGUCAAUGACCUAAUAAUACCAUUAUGCGUUCGUUAGUGCCAUCUGAAAUGUAUUUUUCUUGCUGAAGUUCGGGGAGAAAAAAAAAAAACAAGAAUUAAAGAAACAUGAUGAUUUUCCCCCCCCCCCCAAAAAAAAUGAAACAUGAUGAUUGAUUUAUUUUGUAUUCUUUCAUGUAUAGUGUCUGAAUGCUAGAAACUCGUGGAAAGAUUUGACAUGGAGCUAAUUGACUCCCUGUAAGUUCCAUAAUCAUCAAGCCACCUCCUAACUUGAAUCUGUAAUGCCAUUCAGUUACACAUGAAAUUGUAUGGGAACAAUUAUUGUUGCCUAUUUUUAAAUCCAAGAAUCUGUUAUUAUUUUUUU